AUGGUAGAUCAUGAGGUGGCAUUUGCUGCUGUUGCCAGUGGGAGCAUGUGGGUUUGGCACCAUUGGCUGGGCCACCUGCACCUAGAUGCUAUUCGAACCAUGGUGCAGAAGAACAUUGUCAAUGGACUCAAUAUCACAUCACCCAAGGACUUUGACCAUGUUUGUGAGGGUUGUGUCCUCAGCAAAUCACAUUGGCUACCAUUCCCUAAGGUCAGCAACACCAUCUACUUGAAAAUGGAACUAGUUGUCAUGGAUAUCACAGGUCCUAUAGUAGGAUGGCUCCUUGAGAAAAAGGAGGAGGUUGCAAGUGCCUUGAAGGAAGUAGUUGCAAUGUUGGAGAGGCAGUUAGGCUUAAAACUGAAGAAAAUGUGCUCAGACAAUGGGACUGAGUUUGUCAACUCAGUAGUAGAAUCCUUCUGUUGA
Molecule: messenger RNA, 423 nt
Organism: Pisolithus orientalis
Lineage: Eukaryota; Fungi; Basidiomycota; Agaricomycetes; Boletales; Pisolithaceae
Exons: 2
Coding region: 1-423 (140 amino acids)
Molecular function (GO): nucleic acid binding
Source: RefSeq, a predicted model, not a curated record